AGAAAGGAAGUCCGAAACAAAAUCCAUUUGUCAGUAUGUUUUAGAUUCGAGAAAACACAGAGCCCUGCCUUCAUUGAGACCGCACCGGAAGUGCAGAUAGCUACCUACAGUCCACAUUCUGCUGUCUGAAGAAAGAACCAGGCGAGACCAUGAGGAGUUUCCUUGUCUGGGCUUGGAUUCUUUUCCCAGGCUGUUGGGCUCUGUCCGGCCCUAGGGAGGUGAGCGGCCCUUUGGGAGGGUCGGUGUCUGUGCAGUGUCAGUACGAUGGGGGGUACCAGAACUAUAAGAAAUACUGGUGCAAAGGAAAAGACUGGUUAUCCUGCUCCAUAGCUGUUCAGACCAUCAGUUCAGAGGCCGAGGUGGUAGGGGACAGAGUCUCCAUCCAAGACAAUCACACGCAGUUCACGUUCACUGUGACCAUGCGGAGCCUGGCAGUGGGCGACCAGGAUAUUUACUGGUGUGGGAUAGAGAAGAGCGGCUAUGACAAGAUGUUUGCUGUCAACGUGUCUGUUUUCCCAGGAAGAAGGAUGUGAGUGAGAAAUCUACAUUUUGAUAAACAAACAGCCGGGGUUUCCUGUCUCCUCGGACCUUAUUUCCUGAAUCUCAGCUGAAGAUGAAUUCUUGCAAAAGAGAAAUGGCUAUAAGAGGAGAAGGCAAAUGCCCCAAAGGUUUUCUUCCUCCUGUUCUCUCUGCUAUACCUGAAGGACAAGGGAAGGAGCACUGGGCGGGAGGAGAAGUCCUGGCUGAAAGGUAUCCAGCCAGUAAGACUUAAAAAGCAUGUGAUGAGAGAAAGCUUUGCUUUGAAUUCAUUUAGCCUAGUCAGUUAGGUAUUAGUUGUGUUUUGCCUUUUAUUUCUUUGUAACCAAUUCUGACAUUUAUGUCUCAUUACUUGUGAUCACUUACGCUCUUUCCUUCUGCAGUCAAUA
Chrysemys picta bellii (western painted turtle) is the source of this 926-nucleotide messenger RNA. Its product is annotated as CMRF35-like molecule 3. Gene Ontology annotation, cellular component: plasma membrane. Gene Ontology annotation, molecular function: transmembrane signaling receptor activity. Lineage: Eukaryota; Metazoa; Chordata; Testudines; Emydidae. The record is from RefSeq and is a predicted model, not a curated record.